Messenger RNA from Linnemannia hyalina, 2958 nucleotides. The record is from the annotation of a GenBank genome assembly. NCBI's taxonomy places the organism in Eukaryota, Fungi, Mortierellomycota, Mortierellomycetes, Mortierellales, Mortierellaceae.
AUGCCCACCACAACCGUCCAUCCUACCCACCUCACCUCUUUCCACAAACAAGGCGGUAUGGUCACUACAGAGGAGUUGCUUCCCCAACAUCAUCAGCAACAUCAACACCGCCCAGCAUACCGCCACUCAGACACCCCACAUGAAUCAUACGACAGUCCACCCCAGACCGAUCAUCGUGUGUACUGCGGAGAACCGAUAGCGCACAUUGGCUUUGCCUCCAAAGAUCGCAAUCGAUACCGUCUGUCUCCCACAAACCAACGCUCCGCAACCUCACGCACGGAUGACUCCUCAACAAAACUACCACCCCACUCGGCAUCACCUUCCCAUUCUCCCACUGGUUCAUACGGCAUUGUCGGCGCUGGAGGUGAAGAAUCGUCUGCCUGGUCAAGGUCAAGCCCACACAACCAAGACCCUCACGCAUUGUCUCCUCCAAACGCUGUUGCCUUCCGCCCACUACCUCGAGCCUCGCCGGUCGACCCCUCGCUAUCGUCCUCGUCGUCAUCAGCCUCGCCGUCCCCUUCCAUCUCUACGAUCACCGCGGCAUCAACACCCAUGACGACAGAUGGUAUCACGGCCGUGACCAAGGGUACUGCGGCUGCCAGUCUCAACGACAGUCGGCCAACCAGGCAUCAAGCCACAGGCAAGCCCACCUUUCCGAAGGAGGAACCUAUUGACCGUUACGAACGCCCAGGGGACCUAGCUCACUCACCCGCAGGAGGACUUGUCCAGCCAGCAACAAAACCAUUCUCCGGCAGCCAUCGAGGUGGUAGUCAUGAGUCCGACCCUAUGGCCCUGGGGCAACAGCAGCAGCAACCUCCACGGCCGUCGUCUGCGUACGGCCCAGACCAGAUCAUGUCAUCGAGCUCAGUUAAACUCGCACGAGAAGACAGCCCAGAUUACCACCUGUACUCCAAAGACCUAGCUGAGCGCUCGUCAGCCCAUCAUUACGACACAGCCCGUGGCCCGUUUGCCGCUUAUGAGCAGCCAUAUCAGCCACGUCCGUCUGGCAACCUACGACCCAGCGGUGCAUAUCCUCCUUCUUCCACCACACCCACCAUCUCUUCCUCUCGAUCUCGCCACCCUGACUACGAAUCCAGACAUCCCUCGUCUCAUUAUCCCCCAUUGUCGCCAAGGCUAAUGGUCAAGGAGGAACCCCUCACUAGGGAAAGGACUCGUGACUGGCCGCCAGGAGAGCUUCAUCGAGACCACCUUCGUCUGAAGCCAAGCAUGGCUGAAACGGGCCCCCACGACCAGGGAACCUCCCAACAUGCUGAUGGUCCUCCAGUGUACCCACCCUAUUCUGAGCUACACUCGCCUCGCGAUGGUUACUACCGAACUCAGCGACGUGGUUACCCAGAGGCCCACUCCCCCAGGCAAGCCAACUCGCAGCAGCCGCAGCAGCAUGGAUUGGUCGCCCGGCCAGAGAGAUUGACGUCUCCCGGACCAUCACACCCAUACCAUUCAAGUCGUUCGUACCACUCGCAUUCAGCUGACGCAGCCUUUGUAUCUCAUCCGUCUGCUCAGCACCGCAGAGCAGAGGACGACAUUCGCUUGGCAAGAGGCCCAGCCUCCCAGCCAGUUCGCUCACAUGACCAGCACCACCAUUAUCAGCCACUGUCGCCUCAGUCUCAUUCGUCAAGGUACCCAGGAGACUCGACCCAUGCCCGGACUCUGACCCACGGAUCACCCGAGCAUGGUUUUGACGGCCAUGGUAGUCUGGAGGGGAUGCAAGGACAGAGUUUGGACGGUGGUCGGGACAUGAUAAGGGCAUACGACGGUCGCUACGAUACCGAGAGCCAGCACAGGAUGAGACGGAGACGCGGCGAUUAUGAGACCAUCUCGGAGCCCCAGUCGGCUUCCCUUGCAGCAGCAGCAGCAGCAGCAGGAGCCACCGCCGUCCCUCUUCGUCGGGAAGUCCAGCGAGGCAUUCGUCCCUCGGUCUCAGAGUCGGACUUGGCAUCGGUUGAGCUAAAGCGAGAGCGGGAGAGACGCCUUGGUAGCGGCCCUCUUGGCAAGGAUGUGCACGGCGACUAUCAUCAGGAGUACGAAAGUAAGGAACGGUUUUUGGAUGAGGAAGAGCGGGAAUACAGGCGGAUGCACUCUGCCGCCACCGCUGUUGCCGGACGCCGCCCUCAUCAUCUGGACGACCCAAGGCAGCAUAUGAGUCGCGAGGAGUACAUGUAUGCACAGCAACAGCAGCAACAUCUCCACCAUCAGCAGUACCCUCACCACGACCGCCAGGAGCAGUACCCUCCGCAGCACCCGUCGUACCCUCACGAGUAUGAUGCUCACUAUGAGUCGCAGGGACUUGUUCAGCGAGGUGGAGAAGCUAGCCAUCCAUCGUCAUCCCAGCGUGCUCAGGCAGGAUCUUCUUCCACAUCGUCCCCUGAGCAUCAGCGAAAGAAACAGCAACAGGAGCAACUUCAGCAGCAACAGGCGUCCGGAGAACCAGCUGGGGCAUCUUCGUCCACACAAGCACAAGGACAGCCUCAAAGACGUUCUUCUAAUCAGAUCCAGGGUAACUUCCCACUCCGGAUGCUUCCUCCACUCCACCCUCGCCAGCUCCCGGCCUUGCUUCCUUAUCAUACUACUCGACCUGGGUCGACCAACUCUUCGCAGCCCAAGGUUCCCAUGCGACGCGGCCCCUACCUGUCGAAGCAACGUGCCCUUUUGGCGGGAUAUGAGCUCCCGUCACCCUCGAGUCGGUACCAGUGCCAAUACUGCUCGAAGCGGUUUAGCCGACCCAGUUCGCUCCGGAUCCACACGUACUCGCACACGGGCGAGCGUCCGUUCAAGUGCAGCGAGGAAGGAUGUGGACGUCAGUUCUCUGUGCAGAGUAACAUGCGUCGUCACUUGCGUGUCCAUCGGAUGGGUCGUAUGCGUUCCGAAUACUCUGAGCUUGACCAGGAGCAGGAGCAGGACCUUGAGAAUGAGCAGGAUGAGCAGGACCUGGAGUAG